Messenger RNA from Gorilla gorilla gorilla (western lowland gorilla), 4028 nucleotides. RefSeq names its product speedy protein E4-like. Gene Ontology annotation, molecular function: protein kinase binding. The transcript is spliced from 7 exons. Bases 2069 to 2782 code for a protein of 237 amino acids. Gene Ontology annotation, biological process: positive regulation of cyclin-dependent protein serine/threonine kinase activity. The record is from RefSeq and is a predicted model, not a curated record. NCBI's taxonomy places the organism in Eukaryota, Metazoa, Chordata, Mammalia, Primates, Hominidae.
CUCCAAACUCAGCCUCCGAACUAGCUGGGACUACAGGUGUGUGCCACCACACCAGGCUAAUUUUAAAUUGUUUUGGAGAGACGGAGUCUCACAACGUUACUCAGACUCGUCUCCAACUCCUGGGUUCAAGUGAUUCUCCAGCCUUGGCCUCCCAAAGUGUAGGGAUGACAGGCAGGAGCCACCAUGCCAGCCAAUAAAGCCCUUCUGUUUCACUCGAAUGAUAUCUUUGGUGCAUAGCUACAGCCAUUGUUGUAUUAACCUGCAUCACUGAAGGAAAAGAGAAGGGGAGAAGUGAUAGUUUUGCUUUUCCCUGAACAUAUCAGAUGAAACCUGAACUGUUUAGCUCAUUUUUGGACAAUGUAUUGACAUAAUUGAAGAUGGCUGCCUUAUUGUAGCCUGUCUACAGAAGGUGCCUAGAAGACAGAGGAAUAUGCAAAACUGGCUAGAAGAGUGAUUAAUCAGAACUUUACGUGGUACAGAAGAGAAAUUUUAAUGGUAACAGAAUAUUGAUCUUCUAAUGUUUGAAAGCCUAUUAAAUAGGAGAGAAAGAUGAUUUUCUGUUUUGUUGUCAAAGGAUCCAACCAGUUCUGAUGGUUGAAAGCAUCGUGAAUGCGAAGGUCCACUCAACGUAAGCAGAGUUUCCGAACAAUUAGACUUCCACAGCGAGGGGAUCUGCCUCCUCAUUCAGUUGUGCCUUUCCCAUCAGCGAGAGACUCCUAGGAGCCCAUUAGGAAGCUGUGCCAGAACUCACAUGUUCUUUGGAUAGUAUCUGAGAUAGUAUCCAGCUCUUACAUUUUUAUUUUUUCCGAAAAAAAUAUUUUUGAGACUGAGUCUCACUCUGUCCUCCAGGCUGGUGUGCAGUGGUGCAAUCAUAGCUCACUGCAGCCUCAAACACCUGGGCUGAAGCAAUCCUCCUGCCUCAGCCUCCCAAGUACUGGGACCACAGGUGUGUGCCACGAUUCCUGAUUACUUUGUUUAUAUUUUGUAGAGAUGAUGUUUUGCUAUGUUGCCCAGACUAAUCUUGAACUCCUAACCUCAAGUGACGCUCCUGCUUUGGCCUCCCAAAGGAGGGGGAUUAUGAGCAGGAGCCCCUGGGCCUGGCUGAGAUUUUUCCCCUUAGUCUUUUUAUACACAGGAUAUUUUAUUCAUAAAAUACAUAAAUAGUAGGAAAAUUUUGGGGUCAAGUGAAAUAGAUAUGUUGUAAUAGUUGAUAUAUAGACCAGAGUUCCUUAGCUGAACUGGAGGGGCAGGCUUUAGGUGAUCCAUGGAUGCCCUGAACUUGUGGACACCAUUGAAAAUCUGCACGAAUCCAUGGACAGUCUCCUGUGAUUUUCAUUCCUCAAAAUGUCUCUUGGACUCAAAGAUGCCUGAGAGCAAAGGAUGCGUGUUCCCCUACUAUAGGAUCCAGGAUAGUGAAUAUCAGUAAACAUUCAGCAAAAAAGCUUUGCCACAUUGAGUACUUCCACGUAACGUCUCCAUUCAACAAGUCAAUUUACCCAGGAUCUCCUGUAUAUGUUAAUCUCACUCUUGGAAGGUCUCAUCAUUCUGCUUACCCUAAAUUUCCUUCCACCUUCCUCCCUCUCUCACCAGACUAGACUCUGAAAUGGGAAGGGGAAGCGGGGAGGAGAGCCCAACACCCCCUCAAGUUUAGAGUGGAGAGGACACAGCCUCUGCUGGGACAGGGAAAAGAGGAAUGUGGAGACCCUGAGGAUGCUUUUGGACAAUGCUCAGAGGUUGGGACAUUGCCAGGAGAUACCGUUCACCCCGGAUCUCCAAGAAAAGAGAUCAGUCUGGCAGUUACAUGUGUUUUUCUUCAAACUAGUUGCCAGCUUGGAACGACCGAUGACAUCAGAGAUUCUGACUUUCCUGAUUGGAGGGACCGGACUCUGGUUGCUUGGGAGUUCAGGUGGACAACAGCAACUUCUCAAAACUGCUCUUCACUCCUAACUUCUCCCGAGCCUCUAGAAGAGAAACGCACUCUUCUGGGUCCUAACGGAGUCUGGAAGAAGGCUUUGGACAGAACAGGGACUAGGUUUUGUGGACAGAAACAAAGUGUUUGGGAGAGAUUAUGGCCAGUGGUCAAGCGCGCCCCGCGUUUGAGGAGGAGAGCCCCCAGCCUAGCACAACGGUGCGGUCCCCCGAGGUGGUGGUGGAUGAUGAAGUGCCAGGACCAUCAGCCCCUUGGAUAGAUCCCAGCCCCCAGCCUCAAUCCCUUGGCCUGAAAAGGAAGAGCGAAUGGUCAGACGAAUCCGAGGAGGAGCUGGAGGAGGAGCUGGAGUUGGAGCGCGCCCCUGAGCCCGAGGACACCUGGGUGGUGGAGACGCUGUGUGGGCUCAAGAUGAAGCUGAAGCGAAAGCGAGCAUCCUCCGUGCUCCCUGAGCACCACGAGGCCUUCAACAGGCUCCUUGGGGAUCCUGUCGUUCAAAAAUUCCUGGCCUGGGACAAAGACCUGAGGGUGUCAGACAAGCAUCUCCUGGCUAUGGUCAUAGCGUAUUUUAGCCGUGCCGGCCUCUUCUCAUGGCAAUACCAACGCAUUCAUUUCUUCCUGGCUCUCUACCUGGCCAGUGACAUGGAGGAGGACAACCAGGCCCCGAAACAAGACAUCUUCUCCUUCCUCUACGGGAAGAACUACUCCCAGCGACCCUUGUUCCAUAAGCUUCGAUACCAGCUCCUCUGUUCCAUGCGCUGGAGGACGUGGGUUUCCCCAGAGGAGAUGGAGGAGAUCCAGGCUUAUGACCCAGAGCACUGGGUGUGGGCCCGAGAUCGCACCCUCAUUUCCUAGAGCUCCGGGGACAUGGAGGCCUGAGGUCAUCGGCCUGAGGGAAGAACACUGGGCCCAGGGGAGAUGGGAAUUUUCAGCAGGAAGUUUAUCGCGACGCUAAUGCCAGACACCAGGAAGGGAGAGAGGAGCCUCCUGUGCAGAUCAUCUACAAGAAGCUGGACUCUUCUAGAAGGGGCAAAAUAGAGUGACCAGGUUUUCCUCCUAGGAGCCAUGGAGGUAUUUCUAGGAGGCAGUGGAGGGAAAGUGAGAAACCAGGGGUGUUUCUGGUUCCACCCCUUCCUGCGGCAAAACCUCCCUUUUCACGUUGCUGAAUCCCAGCCUCCCCUGGGCUGGAAGCUGGAGUUCCUGUUUCCUAUGGACUUGGUUGCCACAGUCCAGAGCAUUUGAAGGCACAGCGCGGGCACUCAGAUUGUCACGGAAUUCUUUGUAAAAUAUGAAAUUACUGCCAUAGGAUUUUAAGAGAUAGUUUAAUAGAUACUGUACAUUUUAUUGGUUUAUUUUUCAAAUGUUGGCCAUAGAAUUAUUACUAGGUUGAUUUAAAAUAGUUUGGGGUUUUUGUAGUUUUGAAAACAUGCUGUUCCUAUAGAGUUCUCUGACGGUUGUUAUAUACACAUAAAUAUCAUUUAGUUUUCAUUUUUAAGAGAGGAUUCUUUUUAUCGUCAAUGUUUUCUCUUUAAAUCGUUUCAUCUAUUAUUAAAUGUGCUCCUGAAGCGAGCACUCUUGUUAUCUAUGAUACUGACCUAAUAUAUCCAUUAUAUUUAUAGCUAGGUGGUAGUUCCCCUACAUUCUUGUAAAUAGAAAUGUUUAUUUUCUGUUUACUGUUGGUUACUGAAUUGUGAGAAUUCAGUUGUGAUUUUUAACAUGCCUUCCAUAUAUACUAACAUGUCAAAUAUAUACUAUACAGUUUAUUUGUUUAUUUUGAAAAUGAUGGGCAUGGCAUUAUUACUACAUUUAUUUAACUAGUUUAGAAAUACAAGUAUUUUUUAAAAGACACUGUUCUUAUGAAGUUGUGUGAUGGGUGUUACACCUGUUAUAUACACAUAGAUAUAAUUCUGUUUUCAUUUGUAAGAGAGGAUUCUUUUUAUCCUAAAUGUUUUAUUUUUAAAUCUUUUUAUCUGUUAUUACAUGUGCUGCUGAAGGGAGCACUGUUAUGACCUAGAGUAGUUACAUAAUAUAUCUAUUAUAUUUAUAGCUAGGUGGCAUUUCCCCGAAAGUCUUGUAGAAAUAAAUUUUUAUUUGAUGUUGA